Synchiropus splendidus (mandarinfish) is the source of this 2098-nucleotide messenger RNA. It is a transcript of the gene zrsr2, whose product is annotated as zinc finger (CCCH type), RNA-binding motif and serine/arginine rich 2. The coding region runs from base 165 to 2012 and encodes 615 amino acids. The record is from RefSeq and is a predicted model, not a curated record. Lineage: Eukaryota; Metazoa; Chordata; Actinopteri; Syngnathiformes; Callionymidae. Gene Ontology annotation, cellular component: spliceosomal complex; U2AF complex. The transcript is spliced from 11 exons. Gene Ontology annotation, biological process: mRNA splicing, via spliceosome. Gene Ontology annotation, molecular function: pre-mRNA 3'-splice site binding; metal ion binding.
AUGUGAGCAGGCUGGUGUGCUGUGAUGCCGACGAUAAUAUUCACAUAAGCUGUUACGCAUAAAGAAGGAAUUGCGCAUAAUCAUUUGGAAUAUAAAGCUGUGGUUAAUUUUAAAUAACAUGACAGGCUGGUAAUACUUUUUCUCUUACUCGCUCAUUGUUUUUGAUGGCAGCGUCAACUCCUCUGGUCUCUCCUCUUUUAAGUCACAAGCAACGUCAGGCCGCUGCAAGGAAAGAAAGAAGAAAACGGAAAAGACAAGCAAUUGCCAAAGCAAGAGACUGUGGGUUUGAAAAUGAAGCGACUCUUGAGGAGGAAGGUGAAAAUAAUGUGACUGAUGAUGAGGAAAGUCGGCGGCUGCAUGAAGAGUGGCUUGAAAGAGAGCGACAAGCUCAGGAGGAGUUUAGGGUGAAAUUUGAAAGAGAGGAAGCAAUAAGGAAGCGGAAAGAGGAAGAAGAGCGGUUGAUAAGAGAGGAGUGGGAGGCGCAGCAGAAAAAAGAACAAGAAGAAAAGGAGAAGAAGCUGCAGGAGAAGCGAGAGAGAGAGGAGGCCAUACAGAAAAGGCUGGAUGAAGCUGAAAGCCAGCUGGCAAAUGGGGGUCCGUGGAUGAACCCUGAAGCUCCAGUGAAAGAGAACUCUGAGAACUAUGGAACUGAACGGGAUGUUGCCAACUGUCCCUUCUUCCUCAAGACAGGAGCCUGUCGCUUUGGAGACAGGUGUUCAAGGAAGCAUGUUUAUCCGACAUCCAGUCCGACGUUAAUGAUCCGCGGGAUGUUUGUGACUUUCGGCAUGGUGGAAGCUCGCCGUGAUGACUACGACGGCGAUGCCUAUCUGGAGCACAGCGAGGAGGAUCUGCUGGAGUCGUUCACUGAGUUCUACCGGGACGUCUUGCCUGAGUUCAGGAGUGUUGGCAAGGUGGUGCAGUUCAAGGUCAGCUGCAAUCAUGAACCGCACCUGAGAGGAAACGUGUAUGUUCAGUUUGAAACAGAGGAGCAGUGCAAACAGGCCUUCGUCAAGUUCAACGGUAGAUGGUACGCAGGCCGACAGCUUCACUGUGAGAUCAGUCCGGUGACGCGGUGGAAGAACGCCAUUUGUGGAUUGUUUGACAGGCGCAAAUGCCCCAAAGGAAAGAAUUGCAAUUUUCUGCACGUCUUCCGGAACCCUGGCAAUGAAUUCUGGGAAGCAGACAGGGACAUGAACGUGUCACCAGACCGCAGUGUCCGUGGGAGUCGCAGAGACGGCUGGAAUUCGGAGAGAAACACGGAACGUUCUUGGAGAAACCGUCAGAGCAGCAGAAGCCCCGUUAGAUCAGAGAGGUCACACAGUAGACGACAGAGCAACAGUUGGAGGAGCAGAAGUCGGAGCACAAGCAGGGAGAGGAGGAGCUCGUACCAGCAUCGAAGUGAGAGGUGGUCCAUACGAUCCAGACACAGCAUGAGAGGCAGAGAUCAACGCAGUCGGAGCAGAGAGAGGUCGCGGAGUCGAGGGCGAGAUAGAAGAAGAAGCAGGAGCAGAGAGAGGUCGCGGAGUCGAGAGCGAGACAGAAACGGUAGCAGAGAGCGGUCGCGGAGUCAAGAUAGAGGAAGACAUAGGACCAGAGAGCGGUCACGGAGUCGAGAUAGAGAAAGAAAUGGGAGCAGAGACAAAGAGACCAAGAAUGGCCCCAGAGAGAAAAGCAUGGAUGCUGAUGACAACCAGAGCAAACGGUCAAGGAGCAAAAGCAGAGAAAGAGGAGCGAGCCCAAAACAGCAUGAGGGAAACGGAAAGCCUACGAAAGACAAAACCAACGGUCGGCGCCACAAACACUCGAAGAAGAGCAAGAAAAAGAGUAAGAAGAAGCACAAGAAGAAAGAUCGUGUGUCAGAGCAGGGCUCUUCCUCUGGUGAGUCGGACAAGGAGAAAGGGCUGGAAACGGAGACAUCACAGAAUCAUGUGGAUUCAAGUCAUGUUCAAGACUCACAGCUAACUGAGGCUCUGUCACCAAAGACUGUCGCUGUGCCACAGCCUGAAGACUGAUCUGCUCAGUGUUGGUCGACAGAUGAACUCCUCGGGUGGGAUGCUAGGUGAAAGCAUUUGAAAGUCUGUUUUCUUUCAUCUUGGUU